This is a messenger RNA of Pseudonaja textilis, 3529 nucleotides long. The record is from RefSeq and is a predicted model, not a curated record. Lineage: Eukaryota; Metazoa; Chordata; Lepidosauria; Squamata; Elapidae.
UCUUUUUUCUUCAUCCUGCAGGUGCCACCAGGAGAUCCUUUGGACAAAGUUCUGCUUGCAGGAUCCAAUCUGGGUCAGUCACCGGGACCAGAGGUUUCGUCUCCUGAGCUUUUGGAUUCAUGCUGGAGCCCAUCCUCCUGCCCAUGCUCCAACUUUUUGGCCAAAGUUCUGCUUGUUAGAGUUUCCUCGGAUAGAAAGCCCUGAAAGUGAGCAGCCCCUGAAAACUGUGCAUGGGGUGGAAGACUUUAGCCAAAGGUCCCCUGAGAUGAAUCAGCUGAGACUCUCUAAGUGCUCUGAGUGUGGGAAAUCCUUUGCUCACCGGUCCCUCCUUUUGAUCCACCGGAAGCUGCACACGGGGAGUGGAUCCCACCUGUGUUCUCUUUGUGGGAGCUCCGUUCCUGGAGUCUGGAGCUUUGCCAAACAUCUCCGGAGCCACCCUGAAGUGAAGCCUUACAAAUGCGGAGAGUGCAGGGAGCGUUUUGCUAAAGGCUCGGACCUUGGAGCCCAUCAGAGAAUCCACCAGGGAAGAAAGAGAUCUCAGGAAUCCUGGAGGCGCUGGGGAAGAUUUCCUGCGAGACGGCGUCUUUCUAGGCCUCCGAACAGCCCGACUGAAGAGAAGCCCUGCAAGUGUGAGCAAUGUGGGCUCUGCUUUCCUCAAGCCUCACAGCUGCUUAAACAUCAGCAAAUCCACACCAGAGAGAAACCUUAUCAAUGUCUGGAGUGUGGGAAAUCUUUCCGUAAUAAACAAUUGUUUAGAAAACAUGAGAAAAUUCACAUAAGAAAGAGUCCUUAUAAAUGCUUAGAGUGUGGAAAACGUUUCACUCGAAGCUCAUCUCUUUGCAAACAUAAUAAAACACACACAAAGGAGGAAAAUAAAACAUGCCCAGAAUGUGGAAAAAGUUUUUCCAGGAAAUCAUGCUUGCUGCAACAUCAGAGACUUCACACCGGAGAAAGACCCCAUCAGUGCCCAGAAUGUGAGAAAAGAUUUUUGGAUUCUUCUGAACUUCGGAGACAUGAAAAGACACACAUGGGAGAAAUACUAUAUAAAUGUAAGACACACCUAAUUCAACACAGAAUUCACACUGGGGAAAGAGCCUAUCAGUGUCCAGAAUGUGGAAAAGGUUUUGGCUACAAGUCAUGUCUAAUUCGACAUCAAAGACUUCACACUGGGGAAAAACCCUAUCAGUGCCCAGAAUGUGGGAGAGGUUUUGUCACAAAGUCAACCCUAAAUCGACAUCAGAGACUUCACACUGGGGACAGACCUUUUCAGUGCCCAGAAUGUGAGAAAAGAUUUGUGGAUUCUUCUGAACUUCGGAGACACCAAAGAACACACAGUGGAGAAAAAGUAUAUAAAUGUUCAUCUCUUUGCAAACAUAAUAAAGCACAAACAAACGAGGAAAGCAAAAUGUGCCCAGAAUGUGGGAAAUGUUUUUCCAGCAAAUCAUGCCUGCUGAAACAUCAAAGAAUUCACACCGGAGAAAGAUCAUAUCACUGCCCAGAAUGUAGGAGAUGUUUCAGUGAAAUGUCAAAAUUAAUUCGACAUCAGAGAAUUCAUUCUGGGGAAAGACCCUACAAAUGCCCAGAAUGUGAAAAAACAUUUGUGGAUUCUUCUGAACUUCGGAGACACCAAAAGAUGCACUGGGGAGAAAAACUUUAUAAAUGUAAGGAUUGUGAUAAAUGUUUUUUUCAAAAGUCAAAUCUUUCUGAACAUCAAAGUAUCCAUACAGGGGUGAAACCCUAUAUGUGCAUUGAGUGUGGAAGAUUUUUCCGUACAAUACAAAUGCUCAGAAGUCAUGAGAAUGUUCACAGAGGGGAAAAAAAGUUCAAAUGUUUAGACUGUGGGAAAGCAUUUACUCGUCAAUCAACCCUUACAAGUCACUACCAAACCCAUACGGGUGAGAAACACCACAAAUGCUCAGUGUGUGAGAAAUCUUUUCUCCGGAAAGAUACACUUGCAAUGCAUCAGAGAACACACUUAGAGAAGCAAUAUAAAUGUCCGGAGUGUGAGAAAUCUUUUCGUUGCAAAUAUUAUCUUAGAAAACAUGAGAGGCUUCACAAAGGAGAGCAACCAUUCAAGUGUGUGCAGAAAAAUGCAAAGUGUCCAGAAUGUGGGAAGUGUUUUGGCAGAAAGUCAUAUUUAAUUCAACAUCAGAAACUUCACACGGGAGAAAGACCACAUCAAUGCUCAGAAUGUGGUAAAAGUUUUGUUGAAAAGUCACACCUAAUUCGACAUCAGAAACUUCACACCACAGAAAGACCCCAUCAGUGUCCAGAAUGUGGGAAACGUUUUACCUACAAGUCACACCUAAUUCGACACCACAGACUUCACACUGGAGACAGACCUUAUCCAUGCCCAGAAUGUGGGAAACAAUUUGUGGAUUCUUCUGAACUUCGGAAACAUCAGAAGAGGCACACAGGAGACAAGCCCUUUAAAUGUGGAGAGUGUGGGAAAGCUUUUCUCACACCAACACGGCUACAAGCUCAUCAGAGAAUCCACACGGGGGAAAAGCCAUACAAAUGUGUGGAAUGUGGGAAAUGUUUUUCCCGACAACAUCACCUUGGAAGGCAUCAAAAGGUCCAUACGAAAUGAAGCCAUAGAGAUGUAUAUAGUGAGGUAAUGUUUCACUCAAAAGCGAGACAUCAGAAAACUCACAAAAGCCCUAAUAGGCCCUGAUGGUAGAACAGUUUUUUAUAGUUGUUCAACCCUUAGAAGUUCAUAAAGGGGGGAAAAUUCAAAAUUCUUCGAUUGCGGGAGAGUAUUUUCUUGUCAAUUGUCCCUUUGAAAUCACACUCUAAUCCAUACAGGAAAGUUGCACUUUAGAUGUUUGAAGUGUGAGAGAACCAAUUGGCAUCAUGGCAGGAAUGUUGGAAAUAGAACUCUGCAGAGCUCCAUGAAAACCAGUAGGUAUCUGCUUGCCCAGAGAUCCUAGGGGGUCAAUGUCACCCUGGAGGGGUAGUGAAAGAAGGAAAGGUGCCUCGUCAGCCAUGAAGAAAUAACAAUUUUGUUGUUAGGUCCAAAGAAAGCUCUCCCGAAUGGCAGCAGUGCAACAGCCAUUUUUGGCAUGUCAAAACUGUGACAACCUAGACAAUAAGAUUUGUGCUGCAGUGGUUUGUGGACAGAGCAUUGAAACUGGGUGAGACAACUUCCAACUUAUAUUUUACAGAUCUAACCCAAGUAAAAGAAUUUUAAAAAAUAAUCUCCAAACAUGAAGUAAGCAGCGAUUGGAAAAGAUUAAAGACUCAGAUGUGAAAGAAAUAUUGAUGGAAACUUUAAAACAUAGAAAGCCUGGAACAGAUUUAUAAUACCUUGAAAAGUGAUUAUUGGGAGAAAGUAAUUUUCUUAUUUUUAUUUUGAACCCCUCCCUGAUUUGUUGACAAUCAGUUGUUGUUUUCUCCCACUGUUUAAUGUUGGAUUUGGAGCAGGGGAGCCAUCUACUAGAGAAAAAUUACUGCAGCGUGGGAACUCAAGUGAAAGUGAUCAUUGUUUAAUAUACACAAAAGAAAAGGAGUGAAAGCUGGGGUGGGAUUC